Molecule: messenger RNA, 2636 nt
Organism: Larimichthys crocea (large yellow croaker)
Lineage: Eukaryota; Metazoa; Chordata; Actinopteri; Sciaenidae
Gene: dnajc5gb
Product: DnaJ (Hsp40) homolog, subfamily C, member 5 gamma b
Exons: 6
Coding region: 211-819 (202 amino acids)
Source: RefSeq, a predicted model, not a curated record
UGACGUCACCGCGCUCCUUCCUGCCCGCUGCAGACUUCCGGCUUCUCUUUGAAGUUUGUCUCCGGUCUCACCGACAAACGGAGAAUUCACCGGGAGUCCGAGCUUCACCGGGAGUCCGAGCUUCACCGGGAUCCACGCGGACACACUUCUGGACUCUAUGGUUCGACCGAACACGGACACAUCUACCUCUCCGCCGUUAAAUCCUGAACCAUGGAGGACCCGAACAAGCCUCAGCGUAAGAUGUCCACAGCAGGAGACAGUCUGUACAAAGUGCUGGGCCUGGAGAAAGGAGCAUCUGCAGACGACAUAAAGAAGGCGUACAGGAAACUGGCGUUGAGGCAUCACCCCGACAAGAACCCCGACAACCCCGAAGCUGCGGAGAAGUUCAAGGAGAUCAACAACGCCAACUCCAUCCUCAGCGACGAGAACAAGCGCAAGAUCUACGACGAGUAUGGAUCCAUGGGGCUCUACGCCGCCGAGCAGUUCGGGGAGGAGGGCGUCAAAUACUACUUCCUCAUGUCCAAGUGCUGGUUCAAGGGCCUCGUGGCGUGCUGCAGUAUUUUGACCUGCUGCUGCUGUUUGUGCUGCUGCUGUUUCUGCUGCGGGAAGUGCAAAACGUCAGAGGACGAGGAUCAGUUCAUGUACAUGGACCCCGAGGACCUCGAGGCAGAGAUAAGAGAACAGGACGCAGCGGGAGACCAUGUAAUAAUUAUUCAGCCCAGUCCUAGUGACACUUCAGGUGAAGUUGGCAACACUUCAGGUGAGAAUGCUCCGAUUGUGAUUCAGCCUCACGCGACCAACGGCACCUCGGGUUCCUGAUCCGGCAUAAAUGAGUGAGUGGAUUCCUCCAGCGCCUGGACUGUGUGUCGUAAAGCCACGUCAUCGUCAUCUGCAGCUGCAUUUAUCAUAUUCAAAGUGGCUGAUAUUUAAAUUAUGGGUUUGAAUGUUUUUUUUUUAUCAGAGACUCGCAGAAAAAAAGGUGUUCGUCAUGCAGCCAUUGUGAUCGUGCCGUAGUUUUGUUUUGUUUUGCUUUUUAAGUGCCAACGGGUUUGUCUUUAUAUUUAUUUUUUUAACUUUUGAAUAUCGGGCAGUAUCUGGACUGCAGUGACAAAUGACUAAGCCACGCAGAUCAAAGCUCUGGAAAAUAUUUCUCACGUGCACUUUAAAGUUCAUGUUUAAAAUCUGCCGCAACGGUCUGAAAACAUUUCGGCUCAGGAAGCCUCUUGGGUCAGAAAUGUUCUUUUUUUUUUUUAUGCAACUUUAUAUAGGCAGGUUCAAACUGUUUUUAGUUUAUAAGAGGCCAACCACUCGGAGACUUACGAGGUGUUCAGUCAUGCUGCACAUAGAAAUAGAAAUGUCAUCUUCCUCAAAUCUAAAAUGUAUAUUGCGUCUAAACCAAAGGACGCACUUUAAAUGUUUGGAUGUCCACUGCCUGUGAGUAGCCUGAUGAGAAUUAAUAUAAUAAUGCUGACAUUACUAUGAUAAUUCAACAUUCUGGGAGAAACACUCGCUCACUUUCUUUCUGGAAGUUAGAUGAGAUUCCCACGUUGACGAUAUUUGACAGAGCCGUAUGAUUGCAGAGUUUUCCAUGUAAGACUUGGUAAACAGUAUUUACAAGUCGAAAAUUAAGAUUUACGAAUAUCUCUGAUAUGAAAAAUACAUCAACCCACACAGCAGCUUCCAGAAAAAUCCGGCUUUCCCAGUAAUUCUCAUUUGGCCGUCGACUUCAGUGCUACUUUCCUAGUCUUGUCAUCACUGUCAGGUUUCUAUCCUGUGUUAUAGUCAAAGACGCCCUGAGUGGAAGUACUGGGCGGGUGGAUAAACAAAGUUAAAACCACAGCUUGAUGUCCUCAGAUUAAACAAACGACACACGGCAUGUUGAUUAUUCAAAUUCAGAGCCGUUUGUUGGAUUUUAGCUGUUUCCCUCGUCAAUCGUCUCAUCUUAACUCUCGUAAAGAAAGUGAAUGAACGUGUUUUUCCCGUUGAUAUUGAGCGGUCUUCAAAACGAGACGGGCGGUGCUGUUCAGGUGCACAUCAGGUGACCUCGAGAUAAAACACAAGAGAUGUUUAAUCAGGUACUGGAAAAAAAAAAAAAACUCCCAACAAGUCGUCUGAUAUUUUCUGAAACACACUCUGCGCACACUUUGACACUAAAGCCAACAUCGUGACGACUGAUUUGAUUUAUUGCCAAAUCUUCUGAUGAUCCAGAUGUGUCGAAGCCUUCUCCUGAAGAUCUCACUCUGUGGUAUGUGUGUGUGUGUGUGUGUGUGUGUGUGUGAGGAUAUAUUGCCUGUGUGAAUCGCAGCACUCAAUACAAGAAAUCAUUUUUGUUUUUAAUGUAAAUCCAGAGAUACAUAUAUUUUUUUGAUUGGAGUGUAUAUUAAGAUAACGCCUUAAAUUAUGUCAUCUGUCAUGUUUACAUUGUCUUUUUUUUAUCUGUGCUGGGUGGAGGAGUGUUUGGGUUUUGUACAACUCUAAUCGUCAUUUUUAGCAUUUGAUCUGUUUAUACAUAAACAAUCUGAAACCUGUAUUUGAAGUUUUGUAUAUUUUUGUAGUAACGAAUCAGAACUUCACAAAGGUGCCUGAUCACAUUUGAGUUUUCUUCUUCUUCAGGUUUGAAUUGUUUGAUCACAGAU